CUUCUACGCAUACGACUGCUUCGUCGAGUUAUAAUUCUACGGUGUCGAAAGAUACAAAAUAACUGAGUCUUAUCUUCCUACUGUUGUUGUAUUCUUGGGGAUACGAACGUGAAUUAAAAAAACGAACGUCAAGAUGGGUGCUGUUGUUUCUUGUAUUGCAAGCAUCUUCCACUCCAUCGGCGCAUGUCUAAUGGGCAUCGUCAACACUAUCGGAGCCGUCUGCAAAGCCAUCAUCGACGGUGUCGUUUCCCUCUUCGAUGUGAUUAUCUCGUGCCUUACCUGCGGAGGAUGUGGAGGGAGGAGAAGGAGGACGAGGAGGUCGAGGGUGUGAUAUGAUGGAUGAUAGUUGAUGAGAAAUACCUGAUGAUGGAUGGAACUGCUAUGAUUUACGAAUGAUAUGGGUCUGCUGUUGUUUGUUGUUUGGAGUUUGGCAUUGUGCUUUAUACCUGCGUCUCGUCUUGUGUAAUAUCAUACUGGAUGGG
Aspergillus sclerotioniger CBS 115572 is the source of this 482-nucleotide messenger RNA. RefSeq lists its product as uncharacterized. NCBI's taxonomy places the organism in Eukaryota, Fungi, Ascomycota, Eurotiomycetes, Eurotiales, Aspergillaceae. The record is from RefSeq and is a predicted model, not a curated record. Bases 134 to 331 code for a protein of 65 amino acids. The transcript has 2 exons.